This is a messenger RNA of Cercopithifilaria johnstoni, 354 nucleotides long. Lineage: Eukaryota; Metazoa; Nematoda; Chromadorea; Rhabditida; Onchocercidae. The record is from the annotation of a GenBank genome assembly.
AUGCAAAUUUUGUUGUUUGCUUGCACUGCGGCAAUGCUAUUUGCACAAGGCUCAGGUUUACUAAUGGUACAACCAUCAAAACUUGGCCAAACCUUACAAUUAGAACUUGGUGCUGAAGUAAUGAAUGUUCAAGCCGCAAUUCCGGAAGCUGGUGAACGUCAAAAAGAUCGCAUGGAUAUUGUAAAGAACGGAGCGAUCACUAACUAUGGUCGUGAAAGAUACGGUGAUCGAUUAUCAUUCAGAAAUGGUACAUUAACAAUUGACGAUAUAACUGAAACGGAUGCGGUCUCAUAUUUCUACCAUCUGCACAAUGACCCAAAGAAGCCAGCGGCAAUUGAUGUUAUAAUCCAAUAA